CUGACAGUUCCGGCAGCAUUGGUCGGUGCUGGAUUUUGCCAGAGCCCGCUGGCGGAGGGCAGGGAUGGGGCGGUGCAGAGCCCGCACAGGUCCCGCGCAGCCCCGGCCGUGUCCCGUCCCGGCCUGGUGCUGGCGGCAGCAGCUGCUCGUCCUGACAAAAGCAUCCUCUAGAGGGAACUGCGAGCCCAGAAAUGGCUCCAGCGCCACCAGGAAAGCAGCAUCACCCCACGAGGGCGUGAGCGGGACCAGCAGUGGGGACACGGCGUGGUCAGGGUGGCCACCUCCCUUCCCAGUGACCGUCCCACCUGCCAGCUCACCUGGGGACGGCGGUGGUCUCCGUCAUGGGGCUUUGGGGACAGCAGAAAUCUCUGUGCCACGGUCCUGGCAGCCCUGGCGGGUGCAGUCCCUCCCCGCCGUGGGGACAGCACAUGCUGGAGAGCUGUACCCCCGCUCCCGGGUGUCCUGUGCCCUGCAGGGGACAGUCGGGACCCCCGGCCUCCCAGAGGUGUGUCUGCAGAGCCCCUGCUCCCUCUGCUCUCCAGGACAAGCGUCCAUCAAGGUGAUCGGGGUUGUUUUGGGCAUCGGGCUGGCCCUGCUGAUCCUGGCGAGUUUUGGCUACACCUUCAUCCGGUGGUACCGGCGGGGCCGCGGCCAGCGCCGGCCUGACUUUGUCUUCAGCCUCUACCACUCACGCGGGUUGGGGUCGGUGGCACUGGAGCUGGUGCCACCGUUCAGCAUCAGUGGCUCGCUGGGCACCUCGGGCAGUGGCUACGAGCCCUUCCACAACCAGGGGCUGUGAGGCUUUGGUUUGUGUUUCCUUCCCCGCUGUCCCUGGGAUGGGAUGUGUGGCCAGGGACAGAGGGACGGGGCUGGAGCUCUUGCAGAGCUUCCUCUCGCUGCUUCUUAGUCACGGCCCGGCACCAACAGAAAAAGCAACCAAAACCACUCAGGGGGAAUCCCUCCGUUUUCACUUCUGUAAGAAACAGCCCCUGAAUUUGCUGGAUUUCGACCGAAAUGGCAGCGGUGCAGUUUCUGUUGCUAAAAAAGCUUCCCAGAAUCACAGAAUCUUGGGGCUGGAAGCGACCUCUGGAGUCCAACCUCCCCCUGCCCAAGGUCACCUGGAGCAGGUGACACAGGAACGCACCCAGGUGGGUUUGGAAUGUCUCCAGAGAGGGAAACUCCACCAAUUCCCUGGGCACCUCCUCCACCUGCCAUUCUCUCACCGGCCCUGCACAGCCACAGGUGCACAGGAGGUGCCUGGGCCAGCACUGCUGCAGCUUCCCCUUGUUUGGGAUGGAGGAAGAGGAUGCAGCCUCAUCCAGGAUUCCUCAACACUGAUCCUGGAGAAAGCAGCCACGUUUCCCACAGCUCAGAGACCUCCCAGCCUCCUGCACACCCGGACACCUGGCACCAGGCUGCCCCUUAGGGGACCAGCUGAGGAGGAGCCCCAGAACGGGGUGACUGGAUUUGUGCAACUGCGGAAAACACCGCGAGGAAAUGGGAAAUCUCUCUCUCCUCCUCCUCCUCUUCCUCCAUCCAAUACCUGCACCACCAUGGAAGUUGGUUCUCCACACUCCCAGUGCAAGGAAGCGCCUCAGCCCCUGUGGAAAUUCCUCCUGGACUUUUUGUGCCUGUUGUCUCUGGUCUCAGCAGAACAAGUGGCCGUGGGAGUGCCUGGAGCACAGGAACGGCCGUGGGGAGAUUCUGUGCCCACACAGAGGGGCCCUGCUUGGCCAGUGGGGGCUGGUGAGGCACGGGGGGCCUUGGGACAAUUUCUUUGCAAGUUUCUCUUAGAAGAAAAACAAAGAAAAACUCGUGAGAGCCACGUGUGUAGAGAAACCAGUGAGGACAGAGUGGGAUUUCCAGACCAGCUGUACUCUCGGCUAUCAAAACUAAACCCUGUGGUCUGUGGCUUUCUCCUGGCUGAAAGGAGACCUCUGACUGCUCAUGGAGAGGGGGAAAUGCCACCUCCUGGGGGCUGGGAGCCCUCCGUGGUGAGCAGGAUCACGCAGAGCCCUGAGUGAUGCAGGAUCCGGCCAUGGGACCUGACGUCAGCGGCGUUUAAAAGAAAAACAACGAAAAAAGCCAUGCUUUUGAUGACUCCGUUUUCCAGAGGAAGUUGAAAAAAAAAUAAAAAUCUAACCUCCAAAAUACACAGAGGCAGAAGAGAUGGGGCCAGUGGAGGGGCAGGAGGAGGCUCCCAGUGCCCUCCACAUCCCUGUGGGAUGCAGGGAUGGAUCUCACGUGUGAGCAGUGCCACGUGAGAUGUAAGAGAAGGAAACACAGCAAGGAUCAGCCCCCUCCUCCUGCCUGUGCUGGAAAAGCUGAAAAUAAAACAAAAAAACCCUUCACCUGAAAACCACGUUCCCCGAGGAGGGUUUCCACCAGCAGUUUUACUUCCCACCGUGGAGGUUCCUGGAAAUGGAGUGACGUUUGGAAAAACUUCCCUGCGACCUGGAGGGUGGCCCAGGGUGAGCUGCUGGCUCUCAUCCUGUUUCCAUUCUGGUGACAGCUGUUCACAGCAUCACAGAAUCAAUUCGUUUGGAAAAGACUUCUGAGAUCAUCGAGCCCAGCCUAUGGCUGAGCACCACGUUGCUGAGCAGAGCCCUGACUGCUGUCUUUCCUCCAGCCCUGGGUUUGAUUUGUCCUCCUGUCCUUCCCUGGUGUUGUCCCAUGGGAUGUGCAUCCCUGUGGGAUCACUGGGAGCAGCCCAGCUCCUUUUCCCUGCUGCUCCUCUGCUGCUUGCGCCCACAAAUUCCUCAGGGAGAGCCACCCAGAAACUCUGGUGUGUGAGGAUUUCCUGGAGAGUUGGAUUGGUUCUCCUUUUUCCCAGCUCUGAUGUGAAAAUGCUCUUCCCCACAUGAGGCAAAGGCACAUUGCCUCUUGCUGAUGGGGGAACGUCCAAAUCUGGAAACAGAAAGCUCAGCUUGGCCUUAGGAGAGGAUGAACAGACAAAUGGACCAAAUAAAUAACACCACAUCCGUUCUGUAUUUACAAAUGCAAUAAAUAAUGUCUGU
Vidua chalybeata is the source of this 3017-nucleotide messenger RNA. It is a transcript of the gene SMIM35, whose product is annotated as small integral membrane protein 35. The transcript is spliced from 4 exons. The coding region runs from base 65 to 799 and encodes 244 amino acids. The record is from RefSeq and is a predicted model, not a curated record. NCBI's taxonomy places the organism in Eukaryota, Metazoa, Chordata, Aves, Passeriformes, Viduidae.